AUGCACUUAAACGAUGGCUGCGAGGGCUCCACACAAUGCGGCUACAAAAAUCUGAUCGUGCCUCUUUCUCUCCCUCAAUCUUCCACCUUCAUCCUCACGCUUUCUCCUUUCCUGCCUACUGCGGCACCUCAAAAGCAACCCCCCGAGCACAUUUCGAGAAAGGCGCUGUUUGGUCCGCUUGAAAAAGCAGCCAUGGGCGCGGUUCAUCUCUACCUCAUUCGCCACGGCGAAUCCGUCGAUAAUGUCGCGAACCUCUACAGCGCGCUCUUUGUGGGCGUGGCGCGUGUUUGCAGUGCUGGGUCUCGCGACGCACCUUUGACGAACCAUGGCGUCUUGCAAGCCAAGCGUCUGGGUGAACAUCUCGCGACGCGAACCGCUGCGGCCUCGGCCCCCAUCACGCAUGUCUUUUCGUCGAAUCUUCAAAGAGCCCACCGCACUGCGAUGCUAGCAGCCCACACUGGCGAUGCCGAUACCCAGGCAUCGUCUAGUACCGACGCUGGGUCCAUACCCUCAACGGUUGGAGUGGCCCCGCUGCAGUUAGCAGAACUCCGGGAGAAACAUUUUGGAACAGGCGAGGGUCAGAGGUUCAGCGCCCGGUCGUCUGGCGAGAGACAUGAAGGCGCCGAAGACCACGACUCGAUGCGCGUGCGUGCGGAGCGGUUCGUUGACGAGUACCUCGCUCCUCUCUUCGCUUGCGUCGAAGGAGAGCGAGAUGAAGAGCAAGAGGGUGCCAGCAACGGUACGGAGAGCAUCAUCAUUGUUGCCCAUGGCAUCAUCCUGGGCGUGCUGGCGAGGGUUCUCCUUGCCGCUGGCAACUUUGGAUCUUUGGCAACCGGCACGUCGGACCAGCAACAGCGUUUCUCGUGGAGCAACACCGGUUAUCUCUUGUUUCACAUCAAGUCGAUGCCGGCAGUCGAUGCGAAAGAGUCUGCUGGUCUGCGAAGCGGUACGCAGGAACCCAGAUGGCCCCAUCUGAAGCUUGAAAUUGUGGAAGUCAACUGCACUGAACACCUUCGCGGUUUGAAAAAGACGCGCGGAGGGAUUGGCAGCGCAAAAUUUGACGAGAAGCAGAAGACGCUCAGCGCGUUCUUCAAACCGACUGCAUCCAAACGGAAGCACGAGGACAGUUGA
Molecule: messenger RNA, 1131 nt
Organism: Colletotrichum paranaense
Lineage: Eukaryota; Fungi; Ascomycota; Sordariomycetes; Glomerellales; Glomerellaceae
Product: phosphoglycerate mutase
Exons: 2
Coding region: 1-1131 (376 amino acids)
Biological process (GO): regulation of pentose-phosphate shunt; negative regulation of glycolytic process
Cellular component (GO): cytosol
Molecular function (GO): fructose-2,6-bisphosphate 2-phosphatase activity
Source: RefSeq, a predicted model, not a curated record